AUGCAACACUUAUUAACUCGGGCUGAGAUACCAGAUGAAUACGACAAUUAUGGAAUCUGGAACGCCAAAGAAAUGUGGUUGAGAUACGCGCCUCCGACGAUAGAAGGACUUCUGAAUAUGAAUUACGAGAGACUUAUUUGCCGCCGUUCGAAACUCAAAACAUCAGAUUUGAACUUAUUUCUGAAGAAGUGGCUUCAAUCUACUGAAAAAGAGGAUAAUAAAUAUAACAUAAACGAGAUAAGGUUGUCUCAGAUUGAGAAUGAUUCGAACAUUUUCGAAGACCUUCCAGUCAUCCCAUGGAAUCCUCGUCAGAGAGGUCAAUUCUUCUUUCAUCGGAAUCCGUUUCAAAAUUUUGGAAUCGAUUGUUCUCGAGAUUUCGAUUUGUUGAGAGACGAUGGAGUUCUAGCAACUGUCUCUUACGUACGAAUUCCUCACUUAUAUGACCAAUUCUAUUUUUACGUCUGGCGUGAGCGAUUUCAUGUAAUUCCGAAUGAUGAAAUGUUCAACCCUGCUAUAAUUUUUUGA
This is a messenger RNA of Caenorhabditis remanei, 525 nucleotides long. RefSeq lists its product as uncharacterized. The coding region runs from base 1 to 525 and encodes 174 amino acids. The record is from RefSeq and is a predicted model, not a curated record. NCBI's taxonomy places the organism in Eukaryota, Metazoa, Nematoda, Chromadorea, Rhabditida, Rhabditidae. Gene Ontology annotation, biological process: embryo development. The transcript has a single exon.